GAAUUUUGUCAUAUUUAUUCUUUGAUGUCAAAUAUCAAAAUAGUCAUUUGUAUUAUUUUUCUAUGUAAAUAUCAAAUCAAAAUAUACGUGUGUUAGUGUGUUCUGUGGUCAACUAAAAUCACAUAUUUAGCGAAAUACGUAUUUUGAAUAUUGUAUUCAGAAUAAUAUUGAAUCAUGCAAUAUUUUUUGUUCACGCCUUAUUUGUUUGUGUGAAAACAUUGUUAAGCUUGCUGUAACAAUGGAGCAAACAGUCGUUAAAAAGGAACCUGAAGAACUAGUCGACAUUUCCGAAGGUGAUAUUUCAAUGAAUUAUGAUAACCAAGAAAUUCCUUCAACCUCUGGGAUAACAAUAAAACAAGAAAUCAAAGAAGAAUUGGAUAAUGAUGAAGUGUUGCUCGACAAAGGAUACAUCAUAAGUUUGCCACAAAGAUAUUUAAACAUACCUGCUCAUAAUUUUGGAUCUAAAAUCAAUAAUAGUGAAGAAAAUGACAACUCUGUUGAUGAAGAUGAAAGUAGAGAUUUGUCGUGCAAUAUUAAGGAAGAAGGAAUGGACAUUGACUUUGCUAAAGGAGAUAAAAUCUCCUUACACAAUAAAGAAAAAGAUGAGGAUGAAGCCAUGUUUGAGACAAAAAUAAAGGUGGAACAUCAUGGGGUUCAGUAUGAUGAAUCAGGGACCAACCAAGAAGUUGCAAAUAAAGAAUUAGUGGAGGAAACAGGAAAAGAAAUUGGAAAAAAUCCAGAAUCCGAAUUUGAAGAUACUUUUGACAGUAUCUAUCAGUGUAAAAACUGUUCAAAUCAAUUUUUCAACAAAGAAUUCUUGGAAAGUCACGAGGAAAAAUGUUUAAAACCAAGGGCCAAAAACAAGUUGUUUAAAUGCAGUAUGUGUUCUAAGAGUUAUCAAACAAAGAGCAGUUUAUUGGAACAUAGAAAAUACGUUCACAAAAAAGACCAACAGGAACAAUUUAAAUGUGAAAAAUGUGGAUACCAAACUUUAAAAAAAAGUCAUUUCAAAAUUCAUUUAAAAAUUCAUGACAAGAAUAACCAAUUAAAAUGUAAUUUUUGUGACUACACGGCUGCUAAAUUAUAUACUUUAAAUGCACACCUGUUGAGCAAGCAUAAUAAUGAAAAUAAUAUAAAAAUAACAAGUAAAAUACAUUCAUGCAGCAACUGUUCUUAUUUAACUGUUAAGAAAUCAACUUAUGAUAUUCACGUAAAAGCAUGUAAUAAAAAAACUCAUGAUAAAAUGUCAGCAAAGCUAUAUUUUAAGUAACCAAACAAUAAAAAUUAAAUACACAGUGUCGUUCUGCACCUUGUGGCAAGAGGUUGUCAACCAGCAGCCCAAGCAGCAUUUUUUGUUCCAAAAACCAUUACCAAAGUUGUGAUAACUUUUAAUUAGUUAAGUAUACUAAACAGCUACUUAAAUUUUUACUUAAAAGUAAUUCUAACUUUUAAAUAGCAAUAUUUUCUAACAGAAACUUCAUUAUUUGCUUAAAUGGUUACUAUAAAAUAAUAAACAUUUAAGUAAAACUUGGUUGCCCCCAAGAAGACUUUGCAACUUUACAAAAGGUGUUAUAAGUAAAAAAACGUUCAAGUAAAUAUAAUUGGUAGCAGUUACUUUCGGUUUCUACCUAAAUAUUACAUUAUAAUUAUUUUUACUUUGUAGUCCCUUUGCAAGUUAAAAUCUCGAAACUGGAACAUGAGUUAAAAACUACAAAGUUAUUAUUUUAGUAUUUGGAACGUUUAUGGUACUAACCAAAACUACCGUAAAGUAAAUUAAGGUGGAAAAAAACUUUAAAGUAGCGAAAACUACUUCAAAUGCUUAAGCAUUUUCCUUUGAAGUAGUUUUCGCUACUUUACUUUACAGUACCACGUGCACCAUAAUAGCAUAAGAGCACUUGUAAAUAAUGUAAAUAAUAAAUUAUUUUAAUUGUUGGUUGUUAACUUUUUAAUAAAUAGUAAUUUUGUUGGUAAUAG
Brassicogethes aeneus is the source of this 1974-nucleotide messenger RNA. NCBI's taxonomy places the organism in Eukaryota, Metazoa, Arthropoda, Insecta, Coleoptera, Nitidulidae. The record is from the annotation of a GenBank genome assembly.